Messenger RNA from Plasmopara halstedii, 819 nucleotides. Its product is annotated as pyrroline-5-carboxylate reductase. Gene Ontology annotation, biological process: L-proline biosynthetic process. Gene Ontology annotation, molecular function: pyrroline-5-carboxylate reductase activity. Lineage: Eukaryota; Oomycota; Peronosporomycetes; Peronosporales; Peronosporaceae. The transcript is spliced from 2 exons. The record is from RefSeq and is a predicted model, not a curated record. Bases 1 to 819 code for a protein of 272 amino acids.
AUGGCGCCCUCUGCUGACACAACACUAGGUCUACUAGGCACAGGCAAGAUCGGCUCUGCUGUUGUCGCUGGUUUUUGCAGCGAUAACGGAUGGCAACCUAAAUGCGUGUUUGUGUCUGCGCGCACUAACGCUAAAUCAGACGCACUCGCGGUCAAGUUCCCAAGCCGUGUGUGUAUCAGCGCAUCGAACCAGGAAAUUGUGGAUAAGAGCGACGUAAUCUUCAUUGGGCUGUUGCCUGAUGUUGCGCGCGAAGAGCUGCUCAAGCUUUCCUUUUCUGGGAAAAAAGUGGUAUCUAUGAUGGCCACCAUUCGAUACGACGAGCUGUUGCAACUUGUCCAGCAGCCUACGGAGUGUGUCGUGCGCUGUGUGCCGCUUCCCGCUGCUGCCAAGCGUUCGGGUCCCAUACUGGCCUAUCCAGACAAUGCCUACGCCCGUGACUUGUUUGCACAGAUUGGUACACCUGUCAUGGUUGCACAAGAAGCAGAGAUUAUCAAGCUUACUGGCAUCACUGCACUUAUCUCCUUCUUCUACGCCACGUGCGAUACCGCGCAAAAGUGGUGUGUCAAAAAUGGUGUCGACGAUCAAACUUCGCGAAACUUCAUUGCGUCAUUCAUUCACACGCUGGCUACGGCUGGCACCCAAUCGAAUGAAAGCUUUGGUGAAAUGGCCGAUGAGGCUGCCACGCCUGGCGGUCUAAAUGAGCAGGUACACCGCGCACUAGAUGGAAACGGCGGCUACGAACUUGUGGCAGAUCAACUAGACGCCAUCUUUAAGCGCAUAACAGGGACCGACCCAGUGCCGCGUCCUUGCCGCAUCUAA